UUCUGUUGUUGUUGUUGAUACGACGAUUUUUUGCUUUGCUCUCUUUUUUCCUCAUUCAAUGGUUUUUUAAUAUGAAAAACUUAUUGAUUAGCAAAUUGUGAUAUCAAUCAAUCAAUCAAUCCGUUUGUCCAUUGAUAAUUUUGAUUUUUUUUUCAUUUUCGGUUUCCACAUUGUAUCAUAUCAUUUAGCAACCAACAACAAAAUAAAAAACGAACGAUUUUGUAUUGUUUUUACUUCCAUAAUAACCUGUUGUUGUUGGUUGAUUAGCGGCUUAAAUUUUAUUUAUUUAUUUAAAGAAAAAAGAAGUUAACUUAUCACCCAAACACGAAAUGACAACAAAACAACGAAAAAUUGCUUUGAUGGGAUUUCGUUCUGUUGGUAAAUCAUCAUUAACAAUACAAUUUGUUGAAGGACAAUUUGUUGAUUCAUAUGAUCCAACCAUUGAAAACACAUUCUAUAAAAAGAUCAAAGUUAAAGGACAAGAAUAUUCAUUAAAAUUAGUCGAUACAGCUGGUCAAGAUGAAUAUUCAAUAUUUCCACAUGAAUAUGCUUUAGAUAUUCAUGGUUAUUGUUUGGUCUAUAGUAUCAAUAAUCUAAAAUCAUUUGAAGUUGUCAAAGUAAUCUAUGAUAAAUUAUUGGAAUUGACCGGAAAAAUUCAAGUUCCAAUAAUAUUGGUUGGUAAUAAAGUUGAUCUACAUUUGGAACGUUGUGUAUCGACACAGGAUGGUAAAGAUUUGGCCAAUUAUAUGCAUGCACAAUUUGUUGAAGUCAGUGCAAAAGAAAAUUCAGCUGUAAAUAACCUGUUUACAUCAUUGAUAAUGGCUAUUGAACAUGGAUUACCAACAUCAUCAUCAUCAUCAUUAUUAUCAUCAUCAUCAUCCGCAAACAAAACUGCAAAUGAUCAUCAAACGAUUGAUCAAACAAAUAAUAAACAUAAUAAAUGCAUCGUUUCAUAGCCACAUUGUAAUUUGAAACAAUCAAUCAAUUUUGCAUGUUCGUGAUUUUAAAAAAUUUUUAAGUUUUUAAUUUUUUUUUUCAGAAUAA
This is a messenger RNA of Dermatophagoides pteronyssinus (European house dust mite), 1044 nucleotides long. RefSeq names its product Ras homolog enriched in brain (gene Rheb). Lineage: Eukaryota; Metazoa; Arthropoda; Arachnida; Sarcoptiformes; Pyroglyphidae. Gene Ontology annotation, biological process: signal transduction. Gene Ontology annotation, cellular component: membrane. Gene Ontology annotation, molecular function: GTPase activity; GTP binding. The record is from RefSeq and is a predicted model, not a curated record.